Molecule: messenger RNA, 2726 nt
Organism: Camellia sinensis
Lineage: Eukaryota; Viridiplantae; Streptophyta; Magnoliopsida; Ericales; Theaceae
Molecular function (GO): protein binding
Source: RefSeq, a predicted model, not a curated record
UUUGUCUUUGUCUUUGGCUUUUUCUCUCUCUUUCUCCCCCGUCAAACAUAGCAAUAGCGAGAGCUUCUACAAUCAAACGACUGUAACAAAUUGAUGAAUUGUUGAUCAGAUCGGUCAAGGGCUCACUUUCAACGUCUCGCUGUCUCAAAAAAAAAGAAAGAUGCAAGAAAUCUCCACUGCUGCUUUGAUUUCCAGACGAAGAUUAUUAGCUCAUAAUUACCGAAAAGGUAUCACUCUUCUUCCCCUCGUCAAUUUCAACUUCAAUUUCAACUUCAACCCAUUGUUGUCAGCUGAUAACAACAAUGCACUUCCGUUUCAUACUCAAAUUUCAACGAACCCUAAUCGUAAUCUUCCUGAUCGGAGGCAACUACGCAAAUUUCUGUUAGAGAAAUCCAAAUUGGGGUUUGGUAAGCUCGAUGAUGCUCUUAGUUUAUUCCAUCGGAUGGUCCAAAUGCAACCCCUUCCUUCGGUUAUCGAAUUCACUAAGCUGUUAACUGGUAUUACCAGGAUGAAGCAUUAUUCCACCGUUAUUUCUCUGUUUAAAGAAAUAAGCUUGUUGGGUAUUACGGUUGAUGAUUAUACCCUGAAUGUCGUAAUUAAUUGCCUUUGCCACUUGAAUCGAGUAGAUUAUGGGUUUUCUGUCUUGAGUAGCUUCUUCAAACUUGGUUAUGUACCAUGUGUAGCUACUUUCAACACUCUAAUGAAUGGGUUCAUUUUACAAGACAAGACUGGCAAGGCCAUGGAAUUGUUUAAUAAAUUGGUAACAGAGGGAGAAAUCAAACCUGAUGGAGUUAUGUACGGAACUAUUAUAAAUGGGCUUUCCAAGACGGCAAAUACUACAACUGCCAUCGGGAUUCUUAGGAGUAUGCGAAAAUGGAACUAUAAGCCUAAUGUUGUGAUGUAUAACACAAUUAUUGAUGGCCUUUGUAAGGACAAAAAUGUAGAUGAUGCUUUGAACCUCUUAGUGGAAAUGACCCAGCAGGAUAUAUCACCAGACUUGAUCACUUACAACACUUUGAUUCACGGAUUAUGUAAUUUAGGCCGGUGGGAGAAAGCAACAAGAAUGUUGAGAGACAUGACAGACCGGAAUGUUUUUCCAAAUGUUCGUACCUUUAGUACAUUGAUUCAUGCAUUAUGCAAGGAAGGGAUGGCAAAAGAAGCAGAGAGUGUUCUUGAAUUCAUGGUACAAAGAGGUGUUGGUCCCGAUGUAGUCACAUACAAUACACUCAUAGAUGGUUAUUGCUUGCUAGGUCACAUGGACAGAGCAAUAGAAGUCUUUCAUUCCAUGAUGGAUAAGGGCAUUGAACCAAACAUUCUUUCCUAUAACAUUUUGAUCAAUGGAUAUUGCAAAAAUAUGAAAAUUGAAGAGGCCAUGAAUGUUUUCCGUGAAAUGCCUCAUAAAGGAUUGAAACCCACAAUUGAUACUUACAAUACUAUGUUGCAGGGAUUGUUUGGGGUUGGUAGGUGUUCUACUGCUCAAGGACUUCUGAAUGAGAUGCAAGCUAAUGGUCAGACUCCAGAUUAUUAUACUUAUUGUGUCCUACUGGAUGGAUUAUCCAAGAAUGGCCAUAUUGAUGAAGCAUUGUUGUUAUUUCAAGAGCUGGAAUGCAGUGGCGUAAAUCCUGGUAUUACUAUGCACAAUAUAUUAAUUGAUAGAUUGUGCAAAGAUGGGAAGCUUGAGAUGGCAAGGAAUCUAUUUGGUAAGCUUGACUCUAAAGGUUUGCGGCCUGAUGUUCGCACUUUUACUAUGAUGAUAGGUGGAUUUUGUGAACAGGGGCUAUUGGGUGAGGCAAAUGAUUUACUUGUGACGAUGGAAGGGACGGGUUGUAUGCCUAAUUAUGCAACUUACAAUGUUAUGGUCCGUGGAUUCCUUAAAGCAAAUGACUACACUGAAGCAAAUAUACUUGCGGAGAAAAUGAUUGGGAGGGGCUUUUCAGCAGAUGCAUCUACUUUGGCUACAAUAGUGGAUUUGCUCUCCGCUGAAGGUCAAGAUCCUACACUACUCUCUUUCGUAUGAUUAAAAAAUUGGUUCCCCGGGAUAACACUGAAGGAAUUUGUUAAGCUAUCAACAUGGAUGCUAUCUUCGGUGGUCAUAUGUCUGCUUAGAAUUUGCUAGGAUUCAAAAAGUCAAUUUGGGUACUUCUCUUGAUUUAUAUGCAAACAUGGAAGAAAUUCUAAAAAGUAAUAGAUUCUCAACAAAGUUUGAAUUCAUCUACCACCAGACCUGCAGUUUUACAAAGGUUGAAGGUUACAAGGAAAUCAUUGCAUUAAUGGUUACAGAGUAAGUACUAUUAGAAGGUAACAUUUCGCUGCCUCGCUCAGCUUCUCUACCUGUAUUUCGUUUCUUUAGCAUGAGAUCGUUGGCCACAAAUGAGGUGUAACCUUAGCUCAUUGCUCAUAUCCAAUGUCUAUGGUGUCAGUGUUACUUUUUGGCACACUCCUUGACUUUUUGGCAGCAACUUGAGUUUUUCUCAACUCGAUACGUUUUACUGCUUACUGGGCCUAUUAAGUGGUGUGAAUUUUUUGCAUUACCUCCUCUGGGCUAGACUGCUACAAGUACAGAUCAACAUGGCGACAACAAUGAUAGUGAAAUUCAAACAGUGAAGUAACUACAAUAUGACAAUUCUCUAGUCUGUUCAUGUUCUCAUCCAGUGGUCGAAGGCAAUUCUCUAGAACUUUGACCUCGACAUUUGAUAUCCUAUAUGACGACUAGUUUUUGUUUUGAA